Molecule: messenger RNA, 2803 nt
Organism: Macrobrachium nipponense
Lineage: Eukaryota; Metazoa; Arthropoda; Malacostraca; Decapoda; Palaemonidae
Product: tRNA (guanine(37)-N1)-methyltransferase-like
Exons: 3
Coding region: 756-2351 (531 amino acids)
Biological process (GO): mitochondrial tRNA methylation; tRNA N1-guanine methylation
Cellular component (GO): cytoplasm; mitochondrial matrix
Molecular function (GO): tRNA (guanine(37)-N1)-methyltransferase activity
Source: RefSeq, a predicted model, not a curated record
CCAAAUGUAUUGCUGAAAUGUGGGCCCAGAUAGACGAGGAGUGUCCCGAAUAUCAAGGAAAGGCCAAAGACGAAUGGACCAAACCGGGCGGGGUACGAGAGCGAUUCCGAAAAGAAAUACAGAAAGGAAAGAAAACAGUGAAAAGAGGAGCGGCUACCAAAGAAGUGUGGGUCAGCAAGUGGCCACUUCUCAAUGUUUGUAAGUUCCUUCUGUCUCAAUUUGGGCACAGAAGUACCGAAGGAAAUCUCGAGGAGGAUGCGUCUGAAAAUAUCGAGAAAUCGCUAGUAGCGGUAGCACAUGAAAAUGCAGAAGAGGAAGAGGUACAACAAGAAAAAACCGCUACUGAUAAGUCAAAGGAAGAGAAAUCAGAGUCGCUAUUGAAGAAAAGCAUGGGCGAAAAGAAUGAAGCCAAAAACCAGAAACACUAUUUGAAAGAUGAAUAUCUUACCAAAAUAACCAAAAUAUUGAUGGAAGACGAUGAUGAAGAGGAUUUGUUUGGGAAGACAGUGGCGAAAAAACUUAAGAAAUUACCGACAGGGCCCCGAACUCAGGCAAUGAUUGAUGUACUGUCCUGCCUCCAAAAAUAUGAGAAUCCCUACCAGUGUCAUAGCAGUAUCUCGGGAUUACCUUCUUACCAAGCUUCACCCUCCAGUAACAGCAGCAGCAGACAGUCACCCGCUCUGGUUCGGGUAGAGAGAGCAAGUAAGGUUUGAAGUACAAGCUUCUACAAUUCAUGAAGACGUCACCAUGUGAAAAUGCUAAGGUAUACCCAGAAAGUGCUCCACAAGUUAAGACCUUCUCAAAUCAAUUCCAGGACUCUGUUUUGGCAACUUAGAAUAUUUUUUCCAUCGUGUUCUUCACAUAAACGUCUGAAAGAUCCUUUGUGUGAAUCCCUUAAGCAUAUACAUACAGCUUUGACAAACAGAAAAAAUACAGAUAUCAUUAGCAAGUAUCAUUUAAAAUACUCCAAUAGAGACCGUUCACUUUAUCACAAAAUGGAUGUAAGUCUGCUCCUGCCUCCAGCUAGUGUUCGAGGAAUGACUACUUUAGAUCGUGAGGCCUUUGUUAAGACAAUCAGUGUUCCUCUUGUUAGAGUUCAAAAUGAAAAUGUCCAUGAUGCUCUUAAAUUCUUCAAGAAGUUCAUGUUAAAGAUAGAAAAAUUAAAACCAGUUCAAACAGAUGCAGAAAAUCAAGAUAAAAAAGUAGUCUUGCUAAAUCCUCUAUUAGUGAAAAGUGUGGUUGACAUUAAAGAAGAGUUUGAUCGAAUUUCUUCUCAGGGAGAUGCAGAUUUUCUUUCAAAAGAAAUCACUUUAUGUUAUGAGAACUGGAGGGCAGAUGACAUAAUUAAAUCUGUUUUGCCUGAAAAUCAGGAAGGUGUUCAAGCAUACUCUAUGAUUGGACACAUCAUUCAUCUUAACCUUCGAGAGCAUGUACUACCAUACAAGAGACUGAUUGGAGAGGUACUCUUGGAAAAGACACCAAACAUAACCCUUGUUGUGAAUAAAACAAACAUUAUUGAUUCAACUUACAGAAAUUUUGCAAUGGAGGUCCUUGCUGGAACUGGAACAACAGCUGUAACAGUUAGAGAGAAUGGUUGCUCUUUCUCUUUUGACUUUGCUAAAGUCUACUGGAAUCCCAGACUGGCUACAGAACAUGAGAGAAUAGUGAAAAAAAUUAAACAGGGUGAUAUUUUGUAUGACAUCAUGGCUGGUGUAGGGCCAUUUGCUAUUCCUGCAGGAAGGAAACAAUGCAAAGUUUUAGCUAAUGAUUUAAAUCCACAUUCCUACGAAUCUUUAGUUCGUAACUGUUCAAGUAAUAAAGUUAAGGAUCAGGUGAAGUGCUACAACCUUGAUGGUCAUGAAUUCAUCAAGACUAUUUUAAAGAAAAGUGUUUUGGAAACGUGGAACAACUCUUACUUUUGUGGAACAAUACACAUCACAAUGAAUCUUCCAGCAAUGGCGAUAGAGUUCUUGCCAUCAUUCAUUGGCCUCUUCUCAAAAGGUGAUAAUGUACCUGAAAAUGCCCCUCUGCCUUUAAUUCAUGUUUACAUGUUUUCACAAGAUACUAAUAAAGAUACAGCAAUUGGGAUGGUUGCAGAACAGCUAAGGUAUAUCAAAAGAGACAAUGUCAAUGUUUUGAAUAAUGAUUUAACUGACAAUGCAGAAAAUCAGGGUCAGACACAUGAUAGUGAAUUUGGAGGACUUGCAAAGUGUAUUGACGAAGUGGUAUUUGUUCGUUCUGUGUCUCCAAACAAGCACAUGGUGCGAGUGAGUUUCCUUUUGCAGCUCAACAUUUUGAUUAAGGAUUUCAAUAUUUCUCCUGAACCUCCAAAUAAGAAAUUAAAGGCAUAAUAAAUGGCGUUACAAUCCCAUGAUCUGAAGUCUAAAAUUACAUAAUACUAUUCAAGCACUGUGAUAAUACCAUUUUUAAAACAACAAUUCAUCCUUGACAAAUGAAUAUUGGUCUCGGCGUCAGAUGCUUUGAUGAAAUUUAACAUUUUUAGUACUAUUCUUGAACCCAUUUUCUGGGCAUGUCAUUAAUUGUAUUUGAAGUGGUGUGUUUAAGAACACUGAGCUCUGAGCUCUCUUAGGUUGCUUGACACUAAGACAUUAUUACUGGUAUGCAAAAAUACAAAAGCUACAAUGCCUGAAUAUACAGUACAUUACCUACUUGAAAGAAGUUACAUCCCUGCAUAUUUUAAUAACAAUAUAUUAAAAAUAAACAACAGUAAAUUUAGAAAUUUAUAAUUUUAUUGUAACAAUAAAAUGCUUUAAGUAAUGUACAUAACUUUGUAAAAAUAAAA